Desarmillaria tabescens is the source of this 984-nucleotide messenger RNA. RefSeq lists its product as uncharacterized. The transcript has 14 exons. NCBI's taxonomy places the organism in Eukaryota, Fungi, Basidiomycota, Agaricomycetes, Agaricales, Physalacriaceae. The coding region runs from base 1 to 984 and encodes 327 amino acids. The record is from RefSeq and is a predicted model, not a curated record.
AUGGACACCGCCCAGGCCCAACGUCUACUCAGGUCAAUCGAGAACACCAGAUAUGCCGUCUUUGCUGCUGCGACCAUAAUGCUUUACGACCACGCCCUUUCCUUCCAUAGAGAGGUCGAACUUAUCUGGAAGAGGAGAACAUCCUUCAUUAACAACGUUUUUCUAUGGCAUCGAUACUUCGGUCUCUUUUGUAUACUGUUUGAGUUAAGUGUUGUCGUAAAUUAUCGUGUUACAGAAACAUUUCGUCGGGCGGUGGAUAUCUUUGCUGAUUCUGGAUUAGUUGCUCCUUCUGGCUUCGUUGGGAGAUUCUGUCAAUCAGUAUCUCAAUCCUCACAUCUGAACGUCAUGGUUCUCAUGUCAUGGAUAUAUGUGAUUUACGAUCGAAAUACACUAGUAGUGGCCAUGCUUCUAUGCCUUUAUGCUGCAGAGGUGGUUACGACGUUCGCGAUACUCGGGGUAUCUUUGGAUCAUGCACACACUUCCAAUCACAUUAUACCACCUGAGAUAUAUCCAUCCGCUUUUUGCAACCUGACUGAAAUCCCUCCACUCUAUAAUUUCUACUGGGUUCCGAAUCUGGCGUACAACGGGGUGAUAUUUAUCCUAUUUAUUUUGAAAAGCUAUCGGGUCCUUGGUCACCCUGCCCAACCGAAACAAAAGCAAAUCUUGUACGAUGUAUAUAAAAACUCUGCGAUGAACUAUGUAACGAUGUUUUCCGCAUACCUUCUGUGCUGCAUCUUGUGGAUCUCGGCAGAUUUUGCUCUCGCACGAAUCCCGGUGAUGUUUGCACUUUGUUUUUCGAUCAUGAACGCGACGAGGCUGUUGCUGAACGUUCGACAUGUAUACUUCACCCAUACACGCAGCCGUAUCAGCGUCAGGAGGGAUAGCGAUGACUCUGUAUUGACUGGGUUUGAUGGUAUGGAAGAGCGAUGGAUGUACGAGUUACGGGAGCUGAGGUGGAGCGGUCCGUCAGGGCCACAUGUGUAA